AUGCCGAAACGCAAAGGACACCCCACGGGUCGCGCAAAGAAGCCCGUCGUUGAGUCCGAAACAGUCUUCUUUUAUGCGCCCAACGAAAAACCUUAUGGGAUCUUCUGUCAAUGGUACUCUUCGCCUAUCGUCAUUCCAACGGCUUCCCUAGAGUUCUUGGACACCUUUUCCACUGCCACGCCGACGCCGUCGACUAUCCUCUCUACGUACGCACCAUCCAUAGCCUUCACCUGCGCGGAACAGUUCUACAUGUUCUGCAAAGCUGUCUACUUCUCCGACGCCUCAUCAUGCACGCGCAUCCUCAACACACGCGACCCGAAGGAGCAAAAGGCGCUAGGGGCGCGCGUGAGCGGCUUCAAUGAUUACAAGUGGACGAGAGUCAAGAGUAGAGUUGCAAGAGUGGGAAACUGGUACAAGUAUGUGCAGAAUCGGGCGAUGAAAGACGUGUUGCUGGGGACGGGCGAGCGGGAGCUGGCGGAGGCGAGCAGUAGGGACAGGGUGUGGGGUAUUGGA
Molecule: messenger RNA, 513 nt
Organism: Trematosphaeria pertusa
Lineage: Eukaryota; Fungi; Ascomycota; Dothideomycetes; Pleosporales; Trematosphaeriaceae
Product: DUF1768-domain-containing protein
Exons: 1
Source: RefSeq, a predicted model, not a curated record